Oldenlandia corymbosa var. corymbosa is the source of this 4545-nucleotide messenger RNA. The record is from the annotation of a GenBank genome assembly. Lineage: Eukaryota; Viridiplantae; Streptophyta; Magnoliopsida; Gentianales; Rubiaceae.
AUGACAUCAAAUUUUACUGCAGGAGAACGAAGAUGGGCUUCUGCAAGGAGAACUGGAAUGACAGUUUUGGGAAAAGUUGCUGUUCCAAAACCCUUGAACUUACCCAGUCAGAGGUUAGAAAAUCAUGGUCAAGAUCGCGAUGUGGAAAUUGUUCCAAAGAGAACUGUUGGCUGGGGAGGCCGCCCAUCGUCUUCUAAUCCAUGGGGUUCCACAGCGCUGUCUCCCAAUGCUGAUGGUAGUGCUAGUUCACCAAGCCAACUUAGUGGGCGUCCUUCAUCUGCUGGAACUGGAAGCCGGCCAUCUACUGCAGGUAGUGAGACAGCACUUGAACGCCCAGCAAAUUCGUGGGGUCCUAGUUCUAGACCUUCAUCAGCUUCUGGAGUCUUACCAUCUAAUCAAUCAUCAACAACUUUGCGACCCCACAGUGCAGAUACAAGAACAAGUAGCUCUCAACGGUCACGCUUAGCUGAAGUUUCACCUGAAAAUUCAACUGUACAAGCCGCAAGAAGUGCAGUGGAACAGGUGGGGCUCUUAUCAUCUGAAAAUGAAAGAUUUUCUCUCUCUUCUGGGGAGUUUCCCACGCUUGGUGCAAGCAAAGACGGUUCUGCAAGAACUUCUGAGCCCAAAGAUCAUGAUUCUCAUAGCCGUCCUACUUCGGCUCCUGGAAAAAAUGAGAAGACCGAAACAUCUCAAGCUGAUGCUCAUGAUGGAACUUUUAGCUCCUGGAACAGAGAUGGGCCCCAAAAUUCAGAUGAUGGAACCCUGCCUGGCCCAUCCAAGUGGCAUGGGGAGCCUCAGCAAUACCACGAUGCCAAUAUACCCCCACCGCAGUUUGAUGCAUGGCGUGGCCCCCCUCCCAUUGCUCCUCAUGGGGGUUGGUAUAGAGGCCCUCCUACUGCUCCGCCCUAUGGACCACCAGUUGGUCCUGGUGGCUUCCCAAUUGAACCAUACCCUUACUAUUGUCCUCAGAUUCCUCCUCCAGGUUUAGCUAAUUCACAGCCAGUUCCUAUGCCUGGAGCUAGCCCCAGGGGACACAAUCAUCCGAAAAAUGGAGAGCUGUACAGGCCUCAGAUGCCUGAUGCUUUUGUUCAUCCAAGAAUGCCUUUUAGGCCAGGCUUCUACCGGGGCCCAGUCCCUUAUGAAGGCUACUAUGGGCCACCAAUGGGUUAUGGUCCCAAUGAUAGGGAUCUUCCACAUAAGGGCAUGGCUAGGCCAUCUGUCCAUAAUAGAUAUUCAAACCCUGGUUCUGGUCAUUCUCAUGUUAGAGCUGGCCGGAAUGGUCCUACUGGCAGAAUGCUUUCUGAGCAUGAGGAAACUGCACAUCAUGGUGAUGCCUCUUUUCAUAGCAGAGUGCUUUUGAAGCAUAACGAAUGGGAAGGAAAGGAGGACAAAAGGAUAACUGAACACAUGCCAAUAUCCAAUUCCUCACAAUCUAACAAAAAUGGUCAAUUUAGUACAGCGUCAACACGGAGGGAGUGGGGUGCUGAUGUUGAAGGUGAAGAGGAGUUGUACUCUGCUGUAAUCUUAGAAGGAGGUCAUGAUUCUUUGCGUUUUGAUAAUGAUGAAGUUAGGUGUGAUCCAGAGGUUGUCAAAUUCAAACCAAAUGUUCGCAAUUCGAUGGUUGAGAGUGGCCCAAUAAAUCAGCAGAUAACUGUUGCAUCAUCUCCAAGAGUGCUGGAAACGCCUGUGAAACAUGUAGCAGUAACAGCUGGUGCAAGAGAUCCUACCCUGAUGCAGAAGAUUGAAGGUUUAAAUGUUAAAGUUCGUCGCUCUGAUGGUCGAAAUGAGGGAUUGUUGACCUUAGAAUCAGACGGGCACAAGUUCAGGUCUCAGCACGUGGACAUGAAUACUGAUGAUGUUUCUACCAAAGUGGGUAAUUUUGAUGGCUCUCAUGAAAAGGUUCCUGCAUUGAAUAAGAUGGUAGCUCUUCCAGGUGAAAGGACCUCCACUUCUGGGAAUAGAAGUUCUCAGCCAGCUCAAAGUUGCUUAACUCUCUUUUCCUAUCUUUCAAGGAGACCAAGCGAGUUUGUGCAUGGAAGAGGUAGCGAUAAUAAUGGCCGGCAUAAGAAACCUGUGGCCACUGAGCUGUCUGGUGUGCUUGCUGCAAACACACCAUCUUCUCAUGUCCAUGCGAGCAUAAUGCAGCCUGCUGUCAUGGACGUGGAACUAACUUCGGGGAAUAAUGGAGGGGAUUUGGCUGCCGAAAUAGUUGACUCAGCCGAUAGCCAGGCACAGCGUGCUAAAAUGAAGGAGCUGGCAAAGCAACGUGCCUUACAGCUGCAGAAGGAAGAGGAUGAACGGAUUAAAGAGCAGAAAGCAAAAGCUUUGGCUAAACUGGAAGAGCUGAAUCGGCGUACGCAGGGAGGUGCCUCAGAGUCUGAAACAGUCUUUAACCCAGCUGGAAAAGAGCUGGAAGAACUAAGAGCGUGGAGUGAGUUGAGUACUGUUGCUGCGAAAUCAGAAACUAAAAAACCUGCUACAGUACAACAUUUUGAUAAUGUUACUCAAUUAUGUGUUGGAACAGUCCCAUUAGAGCCUAUUUUUUUGGGUGGUCAGUCAUUGGCUGUAACAGAGGAAGCUAAUGAUGCUGAUGCUAGUCGUUUUAGAACUUCUCCUAAACCACAUGACGGCAGUGUGUCGAGGCAGAAGCGGAAUAGCUCCAAGCCAAAGCAUAAUGUUCAACAACCAAAAAACAUGGGGGAACAUUCUCAGGUGAUCUCCACUUCUGAUGCCGCAAAAGAUAAGUCUAGUGAAGUGAAAUCGGUUGCUACAGUUGACAUUCUGCUUAUUGAGGAGUCUAACUUGCAGAGAAACGCUACCCUAGUUGUUGAAUCUCCUUCGCAGCAGAAAAAGAAAAGCUAUAAAAGUAUUAGAAAGCUCAAGCCAGAUGAAGCAAUUCCUGUUUCUGUUCCGCCAUUAGUAGCAGUGGCUGAUUCAUGUCCUGUUGAAGGUUGUGCUGAAAAUGAGAACUUCAAUGAUGAUCAGUCAGGUCAGGGCUUUGGUUUAGCUCAGGGAGUGGUUGCUGGUAGUAGUGGAGCAGAUUCAGCCAAGCAACAUUCUUCUUCUCAUGCUGAAGAUAGCCAUGGUAGAGUAAAUAACCACAGAAAACCUCAGCAUUCCCGUCGUCUUGCAAGAAACCAGCUAUCUGGCAGACCAGUAGACAAAUUUCAUUCCAAUGACAAUGUUAUGUGGGCACCUGUGAGGUCGCAGAAUAACUCAGAACUUGCGAAAGAGAUAAGUCAGGAAACUCUGCAGCAAUCUGUCUCUUCGUCUAAAAGUGAUCAUCAAGUGCUGACCAGUUCUAAAAGCAAAAGGGCGGAGAUGGAGAGGUAUAUCCCCAAGCCAGUAGCAAAAGAACUUGCUCAGCAGGGUAGCAUCCUACAGCCAUUAACAUCUGGUGAGGCUGCCGAGGGUGUGGAAACUAGAUUGGGAAGCUCAGGAAGCCUGCAGGCUGGUAGCUCAGGCUCUCAUCAUGUUUCUACAGAAGGUAGGGAGACUAAUAAGCAAGCUAGGGGGCAUGGAGCAUGGCGACAACGAGGUUCGGCCGAAGCACCGUCAAGUGGGUCUUCAUCUUCCACCUCCAAUGUAUCGAAGAAUGCUCGGAAAUCAGUAGGCCAAAGCCACUCUAUGAUGCCUGAAGUGGUUUCAGAAAAAGGGGAAGAAAAGUUGUCCCGAGAUUUAGGUAGUGAUCAAAAUGUGUUUAAUGAAGCUGAAGCAGCAGUACCUGUUGGUACGUCGUCUGUGAGAGAUCAGGUAGCAACUGGGAAAGUGAAGCGGCAUGCAUUGAAAGCCGAAAAAAAUUCGGGUUCUAGUUAUGGAGCAGAGAAGCAUGUCAAUACUGGGGAAGCUGAUAGAAAUCAUACUCAAUUUUCUGAUUCUGAUAUAAGGCAACCAAAGGAUAAUCAUGGCUUUGAGGAACGUGGGUCAUCUCAGUGGCAACCCAAAUCUCAUCCAUCCUCGAAUAAUAGCCAGAGGAGUGGCAGGUCUCUCUCUGUUCGGGAUGAUGCAGGUGGAAUGAGUGGCGUUAAGAAGAGUUUUUCUUCUCAGACUAGGUCUCAUGUUAUUCCACGUAUUAAAGAGUUUAGUGGAAAAGAUGUUUCUCAGCUAGAUCAAUAUGCAUACGAUAAUAAGAUGCCAGAGUUUGUAGAUGCGGGUCAUCAGGGUCACAGAAAAGAAAAGAAAGUCUCCACAUCUAUGGGACCUGCAACUGAAGUUGCAGUAGGCUUUGAAGAAUCGACUAAUGCUGUAACUGCAGAUGGCAAAAAUAAACAAUCUUCUGAUAUUAGGAGUCGAAACCAAAACAAUUAUCUUGGCCCUAGUCCGGAAUAUCAAGGUGAUUGGGGUCAUGAAAGGCACAGGCCUAAUACUCAUUAUGAAUACCAUCCUGUAGGAUCUCAGAACAAUAGCAAGCCCGACAAAGUUGAAGGAUCCCUCAAUGUGGGUCCUAAAUAUAAGGACAGGGGCCACAUUCAGUCAAAACGAGGCAGGGGAAAUUUUCAUGGACGACAAAGUAGCAGUGUUCGAGUAGAUGCUGGUUCUGGCUGA